Molecule: messenger RNA, 2056 nt
Organism: Lolium perenne
Lineage: Eukaryota; Viridiplantae; Streptophyta; Magnoliopsida; Poales; Poaceae
Source: RefSeq, a predicted model, not a curated record
AAACUCGAACUGACCUCCCCGGCUAUGUCUCAUUUUCCUCUCCCAUAACCACCUCUCUCUCACGUCCUCAGUUCCCCGAUGCGCCGCCGCCGCUCGGCCAACGCCGGCUGCAUCCGCCGCCUCCAUGCACCGAGUGAGCUGCGUCUUGGGUCCCUCCACCGGAUCCCUACCCGCGCCCCGCCGUUCGGCCCCUGAGCGCGACGCCGCGGCUAACCCUAGCCAUGGGGUUCCGCAGGGUCGCCGCCGCAAUUACCGCGCCACCGCGCCUCCUGCUUCUCUCCUUUGCCGAGCGACUUGGCGCCAACCGCGACGAGCCCUCGCACGACGACCUCCUCCCUGUCCUGCACGGAGGGCCCAUGCUGCACCCGCCGUGGCCGCCCUCGAGGACCGCAGCAUCGCCAGGGACCACGACAUCCAGGGCUUCCCCGUCGACAACAAUCGGUCCGCAUGGAGCAUCGUCGACUAGACCACAUCGAGGCCGAGGCCCGCACCGUCACCGGCGCCGCGCUUCUUCAAGUCAAGGCACAUGUAAUCCUAGGGUGGAGGGUUCUCGCCGAAGCGGCUACGUGCGAUGCUGCUGGGCGUGGAGAGGCGGCACAAGGACGCCGGCACCGGGAACGACGACGGCGGGGAGCAGGAGGAGGAGUACGGCGCGGUGCCCAUGGCCUCUGUCAGAUCCGACUCCGACGCGCGCAGAGGAGACACCAUAUCCAAAGAAUACAAGGACGUGGACAUGGUGAGCACCAUGUCAGGAUCAUCAGCGGACACCGAUUGAGAGACGCCCACUCUAUGGGCUCGAGGUUCAGGGUGCCCGAGGAGGACUCGUGUGACUCCGAGAGCGUGGCAUCCAACUUUGAGUUCCACAAGGUGCGAGGGGCCUCCGCUCGGUCGGCGCCCGCAGCGGCGGUUCCACCGUUCUCGAAGCACCCGCCCUCGAAGUGGGACGAUGCCCAGAAAUGGAUCGCCGGCCCGACGACGAACCGUCCUAGUAGGGCCUGCAAUGGAGCUUUCCCGAGGAAGAUGGAGAAGAGUGGUUUUGGUGGUGGGAGGCUGCCGGCAACAAAGGUUGUGCUGGAGGCAACAAAGGUUCUACAUUAUCCCGCAAAGUGAUCCCACACGACAUAAUUGCCAAGCUAGGCCUCACUGUUUAUUCAGAAGGAUUACAUGAUAUGCCUAUUUAAUCACCGUAAUAGAUUUUUCCUAUGAAAAUUUGUGUCCCCAUCCAUGAAAGACAAGAGGGGAUGUCUUCUUUACAGUACGUUGACAGUAUAGUUGACAAGCUGACAAACAAUUACAUAGUAGAUGAAGGCCCAUUUAAAUAAAAGUUUUGCUUUUCACACUGUUCUUAGUUUAUUCAAAAAAACGCGUAUUAUAUCAGGACGUGUUGAUCAUGAACCAUUUACCUUUAUUCCUCAAGAUCAGAAAAUAUAGUUUCUUAUGAAAAGACCAUACAUGGAAGGCAGGGAGUGGAUUAGAAACAAACACUGAUGUCUUUUCUAAUGAUUCAUAGUCCAACAUUCAUUAUUGUUUGUAAUUCUUUAAUUCUGCAGGCCUGGAAGAUUUUACCUGCAGACCCGGUCAGGCACAACCAACAUCAGGAAAGAACGGGAGAAAUAUGUUCCACUUGUCCUGCUGAAGUGUGCGCCAAGUCUUCAUGUGAUCAAAUUUUCCAGCGUAGUAUCAUAACCUGGUAUUACCACUCGCAUGUAGUAUGCCUUCUGAUGCUCUGAAAUAGAGUACCAUGUAGGAGCUCUGGUAGAUGCAAAGUAGAGUACUGUAUCACAUAAAUCCAUCAACUUCACAGAAAAAAACUUCAUGCAUCGAAGUUUGUGCGUGACAACUGAAAGUUUAGGAUGCUAUUGUUUGAGAAAUGAGAGAAAAAUGACAUAUGUUACUAUUCCUCAUCAGGAAGGACAAAGAUUGUGGUAAAGUUUUGAGAUUCAAAACGUUGAGAUUAUAUUGGUCCCUGAACUAACUUGGUGGAGCUUUCGUACGCUCAGGAAGGAUAAAAUAUUCUUGACCAUGGUCUGCCACGUUCUCUUCCUAGAUUUUAAAG